Messenger RNA from Polyodon spathula (Mississippi paddlefish), 1067 nucleotides. Its product is annotated as chromatin complexes subunit BAP18-like. NCBI's taxonomy places the organism in Eukaryota, Metazoa, Chordata, Actinopteri, Acipenseriformes, Polyodontidae. The record is from RefSeq and is a predicted model, not a curated record. Gene Ontology annotation, cellular component: MLL1 complex; NURF complex. The transcript is spliced from 6 exons. The coding region runs from base 41 to 637 and encodes 198 amino acids.
GUUUUUUUUUUGUUUUUUUUGGAGUAACCAGACGAGGGAAAUGACGUCAGCGUCAACGAAGGUGGGAGAGAUCUUCUCCGCGGCCGGCGCUGCCUUCACCAAGCUGGGGGAGCUGACGAUGCAGCUCCACCCCGUGGCCGACUCCAGUCCUGCAGGGGCCAAGUGGACGGAGACUGAGAUCGACAUGCUGCGCUCGGCGGUGUGUCGCUUCGGGGAGGAUCUAAAUCAAAUCAGCUCCGUUAUCAAAGACCGCACUGUCGCUCAGAUCAAGACCACAGUGAAACGGAAGCUCUAUGAAGACAGUGGGGUCCCCCUCCCCUCGGAGUCCCCCAAGAAAUCCCAGAAGAAAGCCCCCGUUGCCGUGGUGACGGCCCCCUCGGUCAUUGCCGUGCCGACUGCCCAGGUCGUGGUGAGCCGGGGGCUGCCGGACCCCUCCCCCGCCAUCAAAAAACAGAAAACUGCAGCGGAUGUGACUCUCAGCGCUCUCAAUGACUCGGAUGUGAACAGCGACCUCGUUGAUAUUGAGGGGCUGGGAGAGGGGUCGGCCACCAAGAAGCUCAACUUCGACCAGGACAGUUUGAAUCUGGAUUCCAGUCUGAUCAUGAACUCCAGUGACCUGCCUCUGCUGUCUCGCUGAAGGACGGACGGAUGCCACCUCGCAUCUCCGUUCCAGAGCCCGUUACCGUGGACACAAGGGCUGGGCGUGGAAACGGAUUUCUCGAGGUGCCUGGGAGGGAGGGAGUGAAUCUGGCGCUCCUUGUAUUUGAGUGUGAAAGACUUUCCAGUCACGGCUUGGGGUGUUUUUUUUACCAGCAUACGCUCUGAGUGUUACACUUUUAAUUAUUAAACAGAAUUUCAACAGCCAAUCAGGAUAUUUAUAUGGAAAAAAAAAAAAAAAAUACAGCAUCUAAUAAAGUUGCGUGUUUUUAUGUUAUUUUUUAAAAAUCUUUUCUUGAAGUAGCCGUGGAUACAAACCUGACUUGUUUUUGUUUUCUUUUUCUCAUCUGAAUGAACAUUUUGCACCCUGGAAAGAUUAGAAUUUAACUUUUUUUUUUUUUUUUUUUUUU